GGUGCGGGGAGGCGGCCCCGGAGAAGCCCGGGCGCAGCAGCCGGCCGGCCGCGGGGCACUGCCCGCCCGAGCGCUGGAUCCACACCCAAGCCCGCUGAUCACUCUGGAGACCCAGGAUGGCUACUUUUCUCACCGACCCAAAGAAAAAGUGCGUACGGACAGCAACAAUGAGAACUCAGUGCCCAAGGAUUUUGAGAAUGUUGACAACAGCAACUUUGCACCCCGGACUCAAAAACAAAAACAUCAGCCAGAGUCAGCAAAGAAGCCGCCAAGUGGGCAGAAGCAGCGUUUGCAGAGGAAGCUAGAGCCCCAGGACAAAGGGCAGGGACAUUCUGUCCUGGGGAAGGGCCUUGGUGAGGUGCUACCUCGUGGCGAGAGGGCCACCACCAACAGCAGCCAUGGGAAGGAUGCACCCAGACUGCCCCACUCCAGGAAGAGUGGUGGCAGCUCUCCUGAGGCCAAGUAUGAGCAGCCACCCAAGUGUGACAUCUCAGGCAAGGAGGCCAUCUCCGCCCUGUCUCGCUCCAAGUCCAAGCACUGCCGCCAGGAGAUUGGGGAGACCUACUGCCGCCACAAACUGGGGCUGCUGAUGCCUGAGAAGGUGACUCGGCUUUGCCCCCUUGAGGGCAAAGCCAACAAGAAUGUCCAGUGGGAUGAAGACUCCGUGGAGUACAUGCCGGCCAACCCGGUCAGAAUCGCCUUUGUCCUGGUGGUCCACGGCCGUGCCUCUCGGCAGCUGCAGCGCAUGUUCAAGGCCAUCUACCACAAAGACCACUUCUACUAUAUCCACGUGGACAAGCGCUCUAAUUACCUGCACCGGCAAGUGCUCCAGUUCGCCAGGCAGUACAGCAAUGUCCGCGUCACCCCCUGGAGGAUGGCCACCAUCUGGGGGGGAGCCAGCCUUCUGUCCACCUACCUACAGAGCAUGCGGGACCUCCUGGAGAUGACUGACUGGCCCUGGGACUUUUUCAUCAACCUCAGUGCCGCAGACUAUCCCAUCAGGACAAAUGACCAGCUGGUGGCCUUUCUCUCCCGAUAUCGAGAUAUGAACUUCUUGAAGUCACACGGUCGGGACAAUGCAAGGUUCAUCCGGAAACAAGGCCUAGACAGGCUUUUCCUGGAGUGCGAUGCCCACAUGUGGCGUCUGGGGGACCGGCGUAUCCCUGAAGGCAUUGCUGUCGACGGUGGCUCUGAUUGGUUCCUGCUGAACCGGAAGUUUGUAGAGUAUGUGACAUUUUCCACGGAUGACCUGGUAACCAAGAUGAAACAGUUCUACGCUUACACCCUGCUUCCCGCUGAGUCAUUCUUCCACACAGUCCUGGAGAACAGCCCCCACUGUGACACCAUGGUAGACAACAACUUGCGUAUCACCAACUGGAACCGCAAGCUGGGCUGCAAGUGCCAGUACAAGCACAUUGUGGACUGGUGUGGCUGUUCUCCCAAUGACUUCAAGCCUCAGGAUUUCCACCGCUUCCAGCAGACUGCCCGGCCCACCUUCUUUGCCCGCAAGUUUGAAGCUGUGGUGAAUCAGGAGAUCAUUGGGCAAUUGGACUACUACCUGUAUGGGAACUACCCGACAGGCACCCCAGGCCUGCGCUCUUACUGGGAGAACCUGUACGAUGAGCCUGAUGGAGUCUACAGCCUGAGCGAUGUAGCACUCACCCUGUUCCACUCCUUCGCACGCCUGGGCCUAAGGAGGGCUGAGUCCUCCCUCCACACAGAGGGGAAGAACAGCUGCAGGUACUACUCAAUGGGCCACCCAGCAUCUGUCCACCUCUACUUCCUUGCUGACCGCUUCCAGGGCUUUCUGAUUAAGCAUCAUGCUACCAAUCUGGCUGUGAGCAAGCUCGAGACCCUGGAGACAUGGGUGAUGCCAAAGAAAGUCUUCAAGAUUGCAAGUCCUCCCAGUGACUUUGGGAGGCUUCAGUUUUCAGAGGUUGGCACCGACUGGGAUGCCAAGGAGCGGCUCUUCCGAAACUUUGGUGGUCUCCUGGGGCCCAUGGAUGAGCCAGUCGGAAUGCAGAAAUGGGGGAAAGGGCCCAACGUGACCGUGACUGUCAUUUGGGUGGAUCCCAUUAAUGUCAUUGCAGCCACCUAUGACAUCCUGAUUGAAUCCACUGCAGAAUUCACCCACUACAAGCCCCCUUUGAACUUACCCUUGAGACCUGGGGUCUGGACAGUGAAAAUCCUCCACCACUGGGUGCCCGUGGCUGAGACCAAGUUCCUCAUCGCACCUCUGACCUUCUCAAACAGGCAGUCCAUCAAGCCAGAGGAGGCACUGAGGCUUCACAAUGGGCCCCUCCGCAGUGCCUACAUGGAGCAGAGUUUCCAGAGCCUGAAUCCGGUCCUCAGCCUGCCCAUAAUCCCUGCCCAAGUGGAGCAGGCUCGGAGAAAUGCAGCCUCCACAGGCACAGCACUGGAGAGCUGGCUGGACUCAUUAGUGAGCAGGAUGUGGACCACGAUGGACAUCUGUGCCACAGGUCCUACCUCCUGUCCUGUCAUGCAGGCCUGCAGUCACACAGCCUGGAGCUCCUUCAGUCCUGACCCCAAGUCAGAGCUGGGGGCAGUCAAGCCUGAUGGCCGGCUCAGGUAGCAUUGGCCACGUGUGGACCACAGCACAAUCUCAACAAAAAGACUGCCAGAGGGCCCUGAGGCCUGGCUUUGCUCUCGGGUUCACCUCCUGGCUGUAGGACGGUGGAGGAGGUGAGUUUGAAGGCCAGAAUGGAUCAGCCUGCAUUUGGCAAUCUGGUUUCUGGGGUGGGGAUGGCUCAGUGCCAGCACCAUGGGUGACCCUCAACUCCUACAGGUUCCUGACUUCCCCUGCGGUGAUCUGUACCUGCCCCCCCACUCCACCCCAACACAAGAGAUUCUCCAACUUUUAUUUUCAGCAGCAGAACUUUGUUUACUCACCUUGGUGGUAGGUAGAAAUUCAAGGUACAGGUAGAAUCUAAGCUGCUGUGGCUGAAGCUGAAAAGCCCUCCUCUAAAACACCCCACUGGAGGUCCUUGUGCAGAGGGCAUCCCCUUAGGUCCCUCUCCUGAACCCAAGGGCUCUGAACAACCCAGUGUGACAACCACUGCCCAGACGGAAGGUAUGAGCUCCAGCUGCCCUUCUGCUUAUCUCUCUGCUCCAUGGCUGAGAACCCUGGCCCACUCUGAAACAGCAGAGCACAAAAGAUCACAGGCUUAGGCCUCCCCCAGGAAGGUGGCAGGUUGGGGAGGGCUCCAAGCCUCCCACCAGCCUCUCUCCUACUGAGCUUUUCUUCCUGAUAACUAGAAGAGCAAGAAAGCCAUUUGACCAAGGUGUACUUGGGCAUGUGCGGCCAGCUGUCCACGGGGCUAGGCCACCUAGCACCCAGGCUGCUACAUGUGGCAGUAAAGAUGAGGUCAUGCUCAUGUCUCCAAAUGGUUCUUGGGCUGAAAAACUGAGAAUGCCUCUUUGGUCCUUGAAAAUUGGAGUGUUGGGAGGCGUGGCCAUGAAACUAACAAGAGAUUGCUUGGAAGGAAGCUCCUGAGACAGACAGCACAGCAACACCCACCAUCUGCCAGAGCCCUUUUGUACUGAAGUCAGGCUCCAGAGCCUUCGUGGAUCGCACAUUUGAUGCUGUUGGCAGUGACCAAACCCAUGGACCACACCUCUUGCACCCAGCAGAAAACAUUUCAGAUUUGGUUCUCAAUUUCAUAUCCUUCCUUUUCUAGGUGCCAGCAGGCCCUUCAUGCAACAUAAAAACAACUGAGUUUUAAAAAUGUUCCUAAAGGUUCUUUAAAUAUUUGUUUAAAUAUUCAGAUUGCUGGAGUUGCCAGAAAACUAAAGGGUUUCCUUCCCACGUCCCCCAGAUGAGUCACCUCCUACUUGUCUGGGGCUCCUUCCUGAUAGCACCCCUUCCCUCCUGACUUCCAUAUCCCCUGAAUGACAGGGAUCCCUGGGAAAAGUCGCACCUGUCCAGACGUGAGCCAGUCCUUAGCAUUUCCCCAGUAUGGGUACAGAUUACUAUGGUCCACCUCAGUGGCCUGUCUGCUGUGCUGCCCUCUACUGCCCAGCAAGGCAAGAUGUCCCAUUGGCAAUGGAGGACACAGAAAAGGGACACUAGAUAUUUAUUUAAUAUGUUUUAGUCAAUGACUAAUUAGUAGGUGCUGUUUUUGCAGCUUGUCAUUUAUGUUAUCUUACUAACUAAAGCUGCCUUUAUUCACAAAAGGCUCCCUUCCUCCUCCCUCCCAUCCCUAGUCUGUCUGUCUGUCUGUCUCUGUCUAUCUCUAAUUCUGUCUCUGUCUCUGUAUGUCAUCCCUACAUACUCCUUGUUCUCAGAAUAAUGCAGGGGUGUUGGACACCAUGAGAAAGCUUCAGCUGGACUCUUCUACCAGCAUGAAGUAGGUGCCUUCGGGACCUCUGGAGCCUCCUUUUUCCUUAUGCAGGGUGUUAGCCCCAUCCACCCACUCAAGUGCAAGAGUGCUAGGAUUUCUACUGGCCCUGCCCCAUCCAAGCAUAGAGAUGUAAUGGCAGAAACCUUGGGAUGGGGCGGUCUUCUGACUGCAGAGAGCUGCAUGGAACUGCUUGGUCCACAUGAGACUCCCAUAGCCAUCCUGACCAUGAGUCUUAACAUGACAGUGACAAGAGGGAAUCAGGCUCCUUCCAAGGGGGAAGAGGGUCAUGGGACCCAGCCAGGAAAGCCUAGGAGACAGCUAUUAUCCACAGUGAAUUCCAGGACCUCAGAGCAGCUUUCUCAGUAAGUCUACAGGGUCUCUAACUGAUUUUACAAACUAUGAGACCACCAGUCCAGGGCCAUAUCUUCUUUUGGCACCCAGCCUCUGCCUCUGGUCAGGGUUUCUUCGAGGCCACUGAGGCCUGGGAAACUUCCCUCCCACUUCUUUGCCCAGCUUUUGGGUCUCUGUUUCUAGUGUUAUGAUCAGUGACUUCAGGAGCCUGGCCUUGGUAGGUGCCUGCAUACAGUGGGAACUGCAGACUCCAAGCCAAGGCCCCUCCUCACCCACUGACAUUUCUGACUUCUGCUUUUCAUCCUAGAACAAGCGGAGGAAUUACACAUGUGACUUACUAUGGGGACCACCCUCCUCACCCAAGGCUUCCCUCCUCACUGCUGGCUGUGGCUACUGGGAAUGCUGGGAGCUGGGGAGUCACAUUAGUAUUCCAUUGUCUUCUCUGUUUGUUGACCAGAGAAAAACUUUGCAGAUGUUGCAUUUGAUAAGAGAAGAGAAUUCCAAACAACACCGAGGAUGACUUGGGAAAAAUCAAUGUUUCUCAGAAAAAACAGUGUUAAUGUUUUUAUUUUUGAUGUCUGCCUGAUAAGAACUUAUUAGUUGGAGCCCAUUUGUCAGGCAUCCUUGAGCCAUAGAUGCUUGGGAAUCCCUGGGAGCCAUCCUCUUGGGGAAGCCUAUCACUGCCUGUAGAGGCUCAAGUGAUGGGUGGCCACUGACCAGAUCCCUAGAGUCUCUGGAAAGCUAAGAUGGAAGACUUGGGUGUCAUCUUGCAGAGGAAAGGAGAUAUCCCUAGAUGCUGGUUAUCUGUGUUUUUCCUUCAACCAGUGAAUGACAUUCAGGAAGGAAUCUCAGAAGGUAGACAGCAUUUCCAAAUCUCACUUCCCAAGUCAUGUGCCAAGCAGUAUAUCCCCAGAGAGGAAGCAAGCAAUCUCACAUGGCCUCUUUGCUUUAAGAAGUAUACUCUUUCCUGCUAUGGAAAAAGCCUUUCUGAAAGGAUCAAGAGUCCUUCUGGCAUUAUUUAGCAUUGUUGGUUUAACUUUGAAACUUCAUAUAGAGUUUGGAAAGAAUAAGACCACACAACCCAUACCCCAGUGGGUUGAUUUAUCACUAUUCUAGAAACAGGCCAGGAUAUACGAAGACCCUUCUCCCUUAUCCUUAGUUUGCAGAUAUAUGAGGAAGACAUUGGCUAGAACUGAUCUCUGCCAAGAAGGUACAGAAUAGACAAGAGCAGUAACUUUCAGGUGUUGGGCAUGAGGAAGGUUGCCUUUUACAAGCAAGUUCACUGACAGUUUGGGGCACUAAUUCUCCAGCAGCAUUUCAAAGGUGGGAAGUGCACUAGAAACCGCUACUGGCAUGCUAAGUUUUGAGCAUGCAAAGAAGGUUUUCCAGACCAAAGGACCACUCAGUAACAGGAGUCAUGAGUGCUUACUGAGGUGCAGGACCUAAACAAAUGGCUGAAGUGAUUGGUGCAAGGCAAAGGGAGUGGUGCAGAUUGUGGUCCCACUGACACGUGUGGGAUCCAAUGGGAAAGAGCAGCUGGUGCUCAGUUUCAGCCUGUCACUGCAUGUACGGACACAAGCCUAUUGUAAUUGCAUCUUCCAGUUUGGUAAGUGAAGCAGAAACCUAUGUUUACAAAAAAUAGGACCUUUCAAUGGUCGCAAUUUUUUUAACAGUGUGAGAAAAGGAUCCCAUAGUUCCAUUUAUGCAUGCCCUGCAAACUAUGCUCUCUGGAGAGAUGGCUUCGAAUGGGGUGAGGUCUUGCCCAGUGGAACAGAGGGAAGGAGGCAACACAAGUAAAAGCAAAAGGCUGAUUCUUGAAUUUUUUAAAGAACAGGAAUUUGUGACAAAUCAUUCCCCUCCCAAGAGCCAUCCCACCCAGGAGGACUGUUCUGUUGGCUCUCAUGGGCCCAAGACAGUGUGUGCUGAAAGGCAACAUAAAUGCAGUCUGGAGGUCUGGGGUGUCAUCCCUCAGACAUCCAGAGGUCUUUAUGUACCUGGGUUCUCACCUCCGGAACUCCUACAUGCCAGGCAGAAAUGACAAGGACAGGGUUCCAGAUAAGGGAAUACUGAGUGAAACAGCUAGACUCCACACAUCUCGUCUUGGCAAUCAUUCUGCCACUGGAAGCUUCUUCCAAAACCAAGCAGAGCUAUGUUUGUUCACAGGAUGUUCUCUUUGCUUAUGCCUCAGUUACCUAACUUUGCCCAUAGGUCAACCACAGGCGCUACCUCAUUGUGUCCUGCUGAGAAGUUUACCUGGGGGGAGUGAAGGUGUCUAUGCCUGCUGGAGCUCAAUGUACAAUCUAUGCAAACUCUCUCUCUCUCUCUCUCUCUCUCUCUCUCUCUCUCUCUCUC
Messenger RNA from Octodon degus (degu), 7064 nucleotides. It is a transcript of the gene Xylt1, whose product is annotated as xylosyltransferase 1. Lineage: Eukaryota; Metazoa; Chordata; Mammalia; Rodentia; Octodontidae. Gene Ontology annotation, cellular component: membrane. The transcript is spliced from 12 exons. Gene Ontology annotation, biological process: heparan sulfate proteoglycan biosynthetic process; chondroitin sulfate proteoglycan biosynthetic process. Bases 590 to 2593 code for a protein of 667 amino acids. Gene Ontology annotation, molecular function: protein xylosyltransferase activity. The record is from RefSeq and is a predicted model, not a curated record.